AGCUUUCAUUCUCCCUCGGCGGGGCAAGAUGGAAGCUGUACAAAAGGACCACUGGUACUUCGUGGUACUCAUCUUUCUUCCUUUUCUUAAAGUUGCUGUCCAGCAGAAGGAGAUAGUUACAGUUCGUCUGGAGGAGGGGAUGGUUCUCAACUGUUUGUGCCCCUGGUACGGCAACCUCAGCAUGGUGUCCUGGACCAAAAUACCAGACAAGAACCCAGUAGCAGUUUUCCAUCCGGAGUACGGAGUGGCCUUUUCUCACCAUUACCGGGAGAGGAUAGAGUUCCUGAGGACCACUCCUAUGGACGGGAGUAUUUCCAUGAGGAACGUCACUCACCAGGAUAUUGGGCUUUACCACUGCUCUGUUCAGACCUUCCCUCAAGGCCCCUGGACGAGGAACAUUCAGGUGGAAGAUUUAGACGAGCCCCCAGAAGAGGACGAGGACGGUGCGGAGCCCCCCACCCCAGAGGCGAUCAACGCAGACACAGAGUUGGUGGCGGAGCAGAGCAGCAACCUGACCGUCAGCUGUAAGCACAAGCACAACGCCACCAUCUACCAGGUCAUUUUGGAGAGGAUGCCGCACGGCGAGCCCUGGGGCAUUAUCGGAGUAUGUAAGAAGGUGGAAGGGGGCCUGGUGGGCGAAGACUACAGUGACAGGGGCCGGGUCAGCUGCACGGACAGUUUGGAUGUCAGUCUGCACCUGACAGGUGUGGUGCAGGAAGAUGGCGGUUUCUACCGCUGUACCUUCAGCACAGAUGCAGGAGUGCAGACCACCACGGUGCUGCUCACGGUGCCCCCUGCAGGUGGAUUCAGCCUAUCGCUGUACAUGAUGUAUGUUUACAUCGGGGCUGGAGCUUCUGGGCUCAUUCUACUCAUUGCCAUCGUCGCACUAGCAGUGAGGCACAAGAAGAGGAACAAGAGAGAGGAAUACAGAGUCAAACUGCACCCAUCCCAGAGACAGCCAAACCUCUAUGAGAAUAUCUCCGUGUGCCCCAGGAGGAAGUCCAGGCAGAUACAAAAAUGCCCGGUCUAUGCCAACCUGCAGACCGUGCGAUCACACAAAACCAGUCGUCAACUCUCUGACAAAUGAGCGGACGUAAAUGUGAUGCAGCGAGUGAUGUGGGUGUGUAGUUUUCAUCUGCAGCAGCUGUCAACGUGCCCUCUGCUUUUCUCGGAUGAAUACGAGCACGAGCAAAAACAAACUUGCAGCGACGAGCGCUGAUCUUGAUUAUUUGAGUUUUUUAGUAAGAUGCAGGGGUCACUCUGACGCUGAUUAAUAUUCAUACUGUGAUCUGAAAUGAGGUGACAAGCUGGUGUUCAUGUACGUCUUCAGGAAGCCGUCAGAGUCAAGCCCCGCUCCCACUAAUUAAAUGUAGUAUGUACUUCAUAAUUACUGUUGAGGAAAUAUUUGUUUUGGGCAAAACCCUAUUUGACAGUAACCGUCAUGCACGAGGAGCAGACAAAGGCCUGCAUAAUCACUCUUUUCACUCCCCUCACCCCUGAGUAAAAUGACUGACAAAAGCCUGUGUAAUUGCUCUCCUUUUACUUCCAUCCCUCCUGGUUUCCAUUCAAAGCUUGACAAUAGUGUCUAAUCAUCUAACGGGAAAGAAAAGCAGUCACUCAGCACUGUACCAUCACUCGAGACUGUUGCUUUCCCCCAAAGGGCUCGCUGUCGAGGAUGGCUGCAUUCUAGUUACAGCACGCUCUUAUUAUGAAAGCUAAACUCUAAUUAGCUAAUCCUGUGCUUUAUUUUACACUGUAGCAUUGUAUACUUGUCUAGCCACUGUUUAUUGAUUAGUGUUUUAUUUUUCACAAGUUUCCCGGUUGUGUUGAUCACGUUUUGUCAUUCCCGAGCCUGCCCAUUAGCUUCUGUGAAUCAGUAUUCAAGGUUUGUGUCAACUGUGUGUUGUUUAUGUGUAAUAUGAUUCGUUUAUCUCCAUAGACAUGGAGGCAGUGGCAGAGGCAGUGAUGGAUAUGCAGGCUAUCCUGCUAGGACACAAGACAAAUGUGGACGAGCUAGAAAUGUGGAACAUAAAGGGACAAUAUGUAGUUCGGAACCACAAGUUUUUGCCUUAGUUCUCUCAUCUCGCUGUUCCGAGCAAGACAGUAGAAGCUGCAACUGUGCAUUCGACUGUGAUGCUGUGUGGGUGGCGUGUAAAUACCGAAACUGGUGUGUGUGACUGCAGAUGGC
This is a messenger RNA of Chelmon rostratus (copperband butterflyfish), 2188 nucleotides long. It is a transcript of the gene cd226, whose product is annotated as CD226 molecule. The transcript is spliced from 6 exons. Gene Ontology annotation, biological process: positive regulation of mast cell activation; positive regulation of Fc receptor mediated stimulatory signaling pathway; positive regulation of natural killer cell mediated cytotoxicity directed against tumor cell target. Bases 29 to 1087 code for a protein of 352 amino acids. Gene Ontology annotation, cellular component: external side of plasma membrane. The record is from RefSeq and is a predicted model, not a curated record. Lineage: Eukaryota; Metazoa; Chordata; Actinopteri; Chaetodontiformes; Chaetodontidae.